Molecule: messenger RNA, 3735 nt
Organism: Haliaeetus leucocephalus (bald eagle)
Lineage: Eukaryota; Metazoa; Chordata; Aves; Accipitriformes; Accipitridae
Gene: GRPEL1
Product: GrpE-like 1, mitochondrial (E. coli)
Exons: 5
Coding region: 24-680 (218 amino acids)
Biological process (GO): protein folding; protein import into mitochondrial matrix
Cellular component (GO): PAM complex, Tim23 associated import motor
Molecular function (GO): protein-folding chaperone binding; protein homodimerization activity; adenyl-nucleotide exchange factor activity
Source: RefSeq, a predicted model, not a curated record
CGGUCGGUGGGCAGGAAGGCGCUAUGGCGGCGGUGGCCCAGUGCGUGCGGUCCGCGGUGCGCCCGCGGUACCCGCUGCUGAGCUUCUCCCUGAGGACUUCUCCACGACUGCUUUGUGUAGCAACACAACAGAAAAAUACUGGCCAGAACUUGGAAGAGGACCAGAGUCAGAGCCAAAAUGAGCAGAAGGUUGAACCCAGCUCUGCUGAAAAAAUUUUAACUGAAGAAAAGGCCAAACUGGAAGAACAACUAAAAGAAGUCACUGACAAGUACAAGCGUGCCUUGGCAGAUGCAGAAAACGUGAGGCAAAGAAGCCAGAAACUGGUAGAAGAGGCAAAGUUAUACGGGAUUCAGAGCUUCUGUAAGGACUUACUAGAAGUUGCAGACAUUCUGGAGAAGGCAACAGAAAGUGUUCCAAAAGAAGAAAUCAAGGAUGAAAAUCCUCAUUUGAAGAGCUUAUAUGAAGGUCUUGUUAUGACAGAACUACAGAUUCAAAAGGUGUUUAAAAAACAUGGCCUGCUCAGACUGGAUCCUGUCGGAGCCAAGUUCGAUCCCUAUGAACAUGAAGCAUUGUUCCAUGCUCCCAUGGAAGGGAAGGAGCCUGGCACUAUUGCAUUAGUAUCCAAGAUUGGCUAUAAGCUGCAUGGGCGUACACUGCGGCCUGCCUUGGUUGGCUCUUAAGUUGCAACAGAACUUUUCCCAUAGGCAGCUCUUGCCGUGUCUAACUCCACCUGCUGCUCCCAAUCCUGCAGGGUCAGGCUAAAAUACAGUACAUGAUUAACUGAAUGCUUUGUCCUACAUUUGUCUGGUCACCUGGAUAGGAGCGGAUGGAACUUGUCAAAUUACACAACUGACAAAGCAUCUGUCCUCUUGUAUCCUCAAAGACCAUACAUUUAACACACAGGACAGAAACUUCAAAUUUAUGCAUGUUAUUAGCACCUGGUAAACAGUAAGUACUUCUGAAUUUCUCACCCUUGUUUCUGGUUGUCUUGGUAUUAAGGAGCUUCUUACCUUAAGGUCAAGUAUUGAUUUUUUUUUUUUUGGUUCAGAUGCAGAGUUGCCAAAAGCUUACUGAACACUAGACCUACUACUCCUGGUGAGAAGUGGUUAUUUUCUUCCCAGUACUGGUUUGCCUCAUGGGAAUCAGACAGUUAACUAGAACAACAUAAAUGCAUACUACUGUUUGGGGGUCAGUCAUGUUUAAGGAUUCGUUAAUUCUUUCUUAACUCCGAGAAAGAAAAUCAAUGCUUUGACUGGGCAGGAGAGGCAGAAUAGUUUUUGGUGUGUGUGAGAAGACAACAACAGCGUUAAUCUUUUUAAACUAAUCAAGUACAGGGAUCAAAAUGCAAAGAUUGAGUGUAAAAGUACAGAAAAAAAAGGGGGAUUCCAUAUACUUAAGUUAAAUUUGGAAGGAACUUCCUUCCAGCUGAGUUGAGUUAGAGCACACUGUAGCUGUGUGAAGUUGGAUUGAGUUGCACUUUGAUUGGAACCCAUCCUCAACUGAUAUGCUGUAAAGGGACCAGGGUUGAUUUAUAUACCUUUUUAAGAACUGUCAUCUGUUGUUCUGCCUGCUUCCAACCUCUCUGGAUCUAAACUAAAUCUAACAACUUCAUUAGUAUAGAAGUUUCUCCAGUAGGGCAAUUAAAACAGAGGGACAGCUUCUUCUCUAGCAGGUGAAGAUUUUGUUAAUGAGCUUCCCAAUGCCUCACACAAACUGUCUUUUUUGGACUACAUUACUUCAUUCAGGGUGUUCUUAAAACACAAGUUACUGUUAAAUGUUCAGCACAAGACUCAAACUAAUAUCUUUAAAGCUGGUAACUGAGUAUCUACCUCAUUUAAGCUGUUCCUUUUUCUUGGCCUGCCCUUUCAGAGAGGCUUUCAGCAUGGAGAGCUUUGGUCUUACACUGAGAGCUCAAACCACCUCUGGGCUCUGCCAUAUGACAGAAGAAGUAAUGAAGAAAUCAAAGAAGAGAGGGAGGUGGUUCUGAAAUUUAAGAGUAAGAGCAGCCAACAAAGCUACCACCAGUACCUCUGGUUUAGCUAUUUCAUAAAGACCACUUCUCCACCCAUCCUUUAGCUAAAAUGCAUCUUCAUUUGUUAUUGCAAAGACUUCAGCCAUUUUCCUCAUUACACAAGCUACAUUACCAUUAAAUCAAUAAUGGAAAGAAACUUUAAUACAAGUUUAUUUACCAAUAUACAAUGCAAAAACCUAGUAAAAUGCUGAGUGUGCACAACAUCAGUUAGGCUUUACAUGAUUUCAGCACAGGCAUUUGCGUGUCUGGCACAGCUACACCAGUACACAAUUCAAAUGAGUGCAACAUUCCCUUUAAGGAAGAAGCUGAUGAGCUGAACAUGCUCACCAGGUAUCUUCCUUCACAGUAUUUAAUGUGUCAUCACUUAAGAGCAACUGGGGCACAUGCAAAAACCUUUUGCAAGAAGAGAUAGUAAACUGAAAGGCUAGUGAAGUCUGUUACAGUUGCAAAGAAAUUUGAUGCAGCCACUGCACAAGAGAAUAAUGGCAGUGCUUAGUUUGUGAUUUACAAGGCAGUUUAUGGUCAAAGAUUCGUGCAAACCUACUAACGCUGUUCUUAAUGCUUGCUGGGACUGCAAUGGAACACAGGGCAGGAGGGUCUGCACCCAGAAUACUCUGUAACAAGCCCUUCUGCACUGGGUAGUACACACAGAAUGGGGAUUAAUGCUCCCUUGUUACCUAGUGAGCAAAUAUUACUGUAAAACAUCACUGGGACUGGACUGAAGUAAACAUACAGCAUUAAAACAGACGUAUUGUUGCCUCUAAUCAGUAGCAGAAGAUCAGUAUUUUCAACAGCUUAUGGAGUGUCACUUUUUCAUAGGCUUACAUCAAUGCUGUUAGAACAGAUACUAUAAUUAGUAAUAUCUUUAAUUAGAAAAGUCAAGAGCAUAAAGCAUAUAAAACACCUUUUCAUUAGCAACAUGAAGGCUAGGUUAUUUGUACAGUACAGGAAUCACUUCCAGAUCAACAUAAGAUACAAGUUGAAGAGCGCUUUCCUAUGUUUUUUCUCAGCCCCUUCACCACAGAAGAGAAGCAGCGUAGCUCUGGUAAGUUGCUGGAUUAACAUAACUGCAUCUCAACUUAAAAACAAACAAACAAACACAAAACAGCAGCUCAUAACAAAGGAAUGCUUAGACUAAAUCAGUUCCAUGUGAAAAUAUGGAACAGCAGCAUCCUCUAGUGCAAGUCACCUUUAAAAUUAAAAGCAUAGCUGACAAUGAGACAUUGCUUCUAGGGAAGCCCUUUCCAAGGGACUAGUAUUUGCUAAAGCAAACAUUUACCACCUUGAAUUUGCUUGCAAGUAUAAAAUAAAUAUUGAUAUCCAUAUUUCAUACAUUAAAAAUACUUUAUUUUACAUUCAUUUUGAUGUUCAAUAAGUUACGUCUAGCACCAAAGAAACAUUUUGGCGGGGCUGAGGAAUUGAGAAACUAUGAAGUGUAAAUGCAGAAUUCACUUCAACAUGUAAAUGACUCAUUGGUGCCUAGAUUAUUUUUUUUAAAGUAUUGUUCAGAUGGGCUUUUGACUAUUGCUUCAGUUAGACUUAAAUGUGCCAACAGUGUAGAAAUAUAAAAAUCACAGAUUUGGAAAAAAAAUUAAAAAAAAACCAAAACCCAAUUCUUUUAACCUCCCAGCUACAUGCAGAGUUGAGGUUCCAGAACACUAUCUUUAAUGGUAUGUUAUGGCGGUUGGGUAACAAGUUACAGG